AUGAAAUUUCAUACUACAAUAUAAAAUAGCUUUAAAGAAUAAUUUAAGUCAAAAAAAUAGGUUGUAUUAAAUGAUAAUCUUUAGAUUUACAAAUAAAUAAUUUAAAAUUAAGAAUUAUUUCUCUAAUUCUAAAAUAAAUAUUUUAUUUAAGAUUGCAAUUUACCCAUGGAAGACAAGAUAACUUCGAUUGUUACAGAUGAUAGAAUAGAUGAAAUCCUACAUCGAAAUUCAACUAAAGAAGAGCUUCAUCUAAUUCUAGAUUAUAUCAUUAUGGACUAUAAAAAAUUCUCAAUGACAGAUAAAAUACUGCUGCAAUCUCAAAAGAUGCAAAAACUAACAUUAGAGGAAUGUGUGGAUAAUCGUUUUGUGUAUUUGUUUGUUCCUGGAGUGAAAAAUUCGAUGGAUUCCACUUCUCAAAAAGAAGUCAGAUAUACCUAUGAGCCUAAAGAUGGGAAGAUUUGUAAAGAAAAGUAUAGGAAUGGACGCAAAACUGAAUCCACAGAAAUCACAUUUGAACAAAUAAAGAAAAUGCUGUCAUCUUUCAAUUAAAGCACAGGGGCGUUUUUGUCAAGCAAACCUAAUUUUGCAGAGAGCAGAUUUAUUGCUCCUUUACUCCCAUAAGAAGAGGUGGCAAAGAGGGCAAAGGUUCAAGUAAAGGGAGGUCAAAUGUAGUUUGCUUAAUUGCCAAGAAAGAAUAAGCCAGCUUUUAAGAAUUAUACUGCUGAAGAAAUUUCAAAACACAAUACACCUGGAGAUGUUUGGACAGUUUUAAAUGGAAAGGUGUAUGACAUUUCUAUAUAUGUGGAUUAUCAUCCUGGAGGAGCAGAAAAAUUGAUGUUGGGAGCAGGAAAAGACUGUACAAAAUUGUUUAACCAAUUCCAUCCUUGGGUCAAUGGACAUGCUUUUUUGGAGCAGGAUUAUAUUGGCAAUCUUAAGCAUUGA
This is a messenger RNA of Paramecium tetraurelia, 942 nucleotides long. RefSeq lists its product as uncharacterized. The transcript has a single exon. Lineage: Eukaryota; Ciliophora; Oligohymenophorea; Peniculida; Parameciidae. Gene Ontology annotation, molecular function: heme binding. The record is from RefSeq and is a predicted model, not a curated record.